Messenger RNA from Orycteropus afer afer, 300 nucleotides. It is a transcript of the gene NDUFA2, whose product is annotated as NADH:ubiquinone oxidoreductase subunit A2. The record is from RefSeq and is a predicted model, not a curated record. The transcript is spliced from 3 exons. The coding region runs from base 1 to 300 and encodes 99 amino acids. Lineage: Eukaryota; Metazoa; Chordata; Mammalia; Tubulidentata; Orycteropodidae.
AUGGCGGCGGCAGCAGUGACUCGGGGGAUCCCGGGAAAGCUGGUCUUGCGUGAGCUUCGUAUCCAUUUAUGCCAACGCUCGCCCGGCAGCCAAGGCGUCAGGGACUUCAUUGAGAAAAAGUAUGUGGAGCUGAAGAAGGCGAACCCUGACCUACCCAUCCUGAUCUGCGAGUUCUCCGAUGUACAACCUAAGCUCUGGGCCCGCUACGGAUUUGGCCAAGAGAAGAAUGUCUCUUUGAACAACUUCAGUGUUGAUCAGGUAACCAGAGCUGUGGAGAACGUGCUACAUGGCAAAGCCUGA